Molecule: messenger RNA, 730 nt
Organism: Aspergillus campestris IBT 28561
Lineage: Eukaryota; Fungi; Ascomycota; Eurotiomycetes; Eurotiales; Aspergillaceae
Exons: 1
Coding region: 304-543 (79 amino acids)
Source: RefSeq, a predicted model, not a curated record
CAUCCCUCGACUUGGAUUUCUGACUGACAGCUCAUCGCUCCAACCUUCUUCGUCUACUAUCCCACGGCCCCAAGCUAGACUAGGCGGGGAAACUUCCAACCUCCAUGUUGAUCCCCGGCUGGUCUAGCUUGGCCUGGACAAGCCCAUCCUCAUCACUACCACCCGCUAUAAUCCUCCAGAUCUAACACCUUUCACAGGCUUGGAUGGUUCUGCUGUGGUCAUUUAGCCCCCAGCGUUUCGCAGAGAGAGAGGUUGCAGAGAGCUGAUGGCGGCCUGACUCCGAUUUUCGCGAUUGUGGAGAGCAUGGAUCUACGACCCCCGGCCGGCAAAUUGGCCGCUCUGGACAUGUUGGGCAUACACGUCACUGCAGGUCUUGUUGCCCAAACUGCGGGCUGGUCAGUAUCAGCCAGUCUGCCCUGUCCAUAUCUCGCAAUGAGUAGUGCUCUAAGAGAGUUCCGGGAAAGGUCUCCAACAUGGAAGACCCACAAUCCAAUUGUCGGUUCUGCCCGGAUCCAUAGAUCUGUAUGUGCGGGAUUAUUUUGAUUGCUGUUAGAGGUUUCCUUCCCAUAUCUACCAUUAGUGUGGGUAUCCGUUCCUAUGGAUUGGAAUGCGAUUUCCGAUCGCUGGCCGCACGGGUUUUCAAAUUAUCAAUCGGUCGUGCUGGAGUUGUCAGACGCCCAUCGAUGAUUCGAGAUCGGAAAGAACGGAACAGAGAGAGCACUAGAAGCGG